CCCCCCAGAGUAUGUUGAACAUCAAACCGGAAGUGACCGAAGAGACGGAGGAACAGAAGGAGGAGAAACACCAGACUUUUGUAGAUAAACACAAGAAAGAGAUCAAACACUUUGGGAUGCUUCGGCGUUGGGAGGACAGUCAGAAGUACCUGUCUGACCACCCUUACCUGGUGUGUGAAGAGACGGCUAACUUCCUGGUCAUCAUGUGUAUCGACCUGGAGGUGGAGGAGAAACAUGGUUUGAUGGAUCAGGUAGCCCAUCAGACCAUAGUGAUGUAA
Molecule: messenger RNA, 278 nt
Organism: Oncorhynchus keta (chum salmon)
Lineage: Eukaryota; Metazoa; Chordata; Actinopteri; Salmoniformes; Salmonidae
Product: hsp90 co-chaperone Cdc37-like
Exons: 3
Coding region: 12-278 (88 amino acids)
Biological process (GO): protein folding; protein stabilization
Cellular component (GO): cytoplasm
Molecular function (GO): protein-folding chaperone binding; heat shock protein binding
Source: RefSeq, a predicted model, not a curated record